Phaedon cochleariae (mustard beetle) is the source of this 789-nucleotide messenger RNA. The record is from the annotation of a GenBank genome assembly. NCBI's taxonomy places the organism in Eukaryota, Metazoa, Arthropoda, Insecta, Coleoptera, Chrysomelidae.
AUGUUUUUACAUACACUAGGAAUCAAUGAAUGGAUGGCCAGGAAUUGGUUUCUCGCUUCUGAAAACGAAAUGCACAUCACAGAGGAAUUGGCAAAAACUCCAAAUCGUUCUAGAAUUACCAGAGAUUCAAAUCAAUGUGAAAAAAGUUCGGAUCACGAGUAUUCAACUAGCAAUAUAAAUCUAGAAGAUGGCACUCAAACCGAAGAACAAAUUAUUACCCAAGAAGAAACUUCGACUAAUAAGACAAAUCCAGAAGUACAGCAAACACUAAAAAAUAAAAACAAUAUACCAAAAAGAAAAUGUACCAAGAGAACGGCAGAAGAGUCGGAAGAUGUGCAAGAAGAUGUAUUGAGAAAGCGUUGGGAACAUUUGAAAGACCAAUACCGGAAGGAACUCAAGAAGCAACCACUUCGCAGAUCUGGAUCAGAGGGGAACGUGUGGGAAUCUUCAUGGCAAUAUUAUGAUUUAAUGACGUUCAUGAAAGAUGAAGUAAUGCCUGCACCAUCUACCGGAAAUUUAUCUUCUGUUAACCAAACAAACGACGACAGCCAAAAAUUAGAAGAUAUAGGAAAUGCCGAGGAAGAUACAGAGAUGCGAAAUGAAUCGGAUAAUUCGGAAUCUGAAGUCAGUGAACCGGUGAUAUCUCCACCACCUCGGCCUUCACCCACACCCUCUCCAUGUUCUUCUCGACAAUCGUCAAAUUCGUCAAGAAAACGUUUGAAUGAGCAUACUUCCCUCAAUGGAGAGACUGACGGAAUUGCAAACAUUUCAGUUCCGUGGCAAAGUUAA